AUGUCAGGUGCGUUAUGCAGUUUGGUUGGAGAAAUUGGUGAAUUGAGACGUGAGAAUCGUAAAUUGAGAAAUCGGCUGAGUGCAGUUAUUGAGCCAAGACGUGGAGUUGUUCAUCGGGUUGGGGCGCUUUUAGAUGCUGGUAGUAGGGCUGGGAUUAUACCAAGACUGAUGGGACGACGAUGCAAUCAAACUGAGAUUCGAUGCGGCGCUCGAGAAAGACUUUCGAGUCCAACGCAUAAGGUUGGUCAA
This is a messenger RNA of Anisakis simplex (herring worm), 249 nucleotides long. Lineage: Eukaryota; Metazoa; Nematoda; Chromadorea; Rhabditida; Anisakidae. The record is from the annotation of a GenBank genome assembly.